Moesziomyces aphidis is the source of this 792-nucleotide messenger RNA. Lineage: Eukaryota; Fungi; Basidiomycota; Ustilaginomycetes; Ustilaginales; Ustilaginaceae. The record is from the annotation of a GenBank genome assembly.
AUGUCGCUCCCCGAUUUCUCCCAGGCUGCUAACCUCACCAAGCUCGACGGCUACCUCGCCGACAAGUCCUACGUUGACGGGAAGAAGGCCGCAGCAUUCCAUCUCAGACAUGCUCUUGCCGACCUGGAGCAAGCCUCGCGUCGCACGGCAUGUCUGGGAAGGCGCUCCGCCAGUAUGACGCUCGUGCACCAAAGGGCCCACUCGCCCUCGCAGGCCGAUGUCGCCGUUCACGAGGCUCUCGGCAAGGCCCCCGACGCCGACAAGUUCGCCCACGUCGCCCGCUGGUACGAGCACAUCACCUCGUACGAGGCUGAGCACAAGGACCUGACCGGUGACAAGGCCAAGGCCGCCACCCUUCUCUCCUCCACCUUCGCCGCCUCUGCCCCCGCCGCCGAGGAGGACGACGAUGACGUCGACCUCUUCGGCUCCGACGACGAGGUCGACGAGGAGGCCGAGCGCAUCAAGGCCGAGCGUGUUGCCGAGUACAACAAGAAGAAGGCCGCCAAGGGCCCCGGCCCCGCCGCCAAGUCGCUCGUCACUCUCGACAUCAAGCCUUGGGACGACGAGACCGACAUGAAGGAGCUCGAGGCUUCCGUCAAGGCCAUCGAGAUGGACGGCCUCGUCUGGGGCUCCACCAAGCUCGUCGCCAUCGGCUACGGUGUCAGCAAGCUCCAGUGCUCCCUCGUCGUCGAGGACGCCAAGGUCUCGCUCGACGAGCUCCAGGAGCGCAUCAUCGACGAGUGCGAGGACUACGUCCAGUCCACCGACGUCGCCGCCAUGGCCAAGAUCUAA